Molecule: messenger RNA, 1188 nt
Organism: Naegleria fowleri
Lineage: Eukaryota; Heterolobosea; Eutetramitea; Acrasida; Naegleriidae
Exons: 1
Coding region: 1-1188 (395 amino acids)
Source: RefSeq, a predicted model, not a curated record
AUGUCUCGAGUGCAAAAAUCUGAAACUAAACCCUCCACUCGUAGCGAUGCUUUCAAAUUUGAUAAUAUUCCCACUCGAUAUAGAAAACAGUUUUUCAAAUAUCUUACUGAUUACGUGUUGCGGGAUCAGAACAAUGUUCUUCUACUUCAACAGGCUCUUAAUGCAUAUUAUGCACAAACACAUUUACACGACGAAAGCUCUUUCACUUCCAUGAAUGAUAUGUUCAAUAGCAAGGACUUUUGGGAAUACUUUAUUAGCACGUACUUUAUUCAAAAUGAAUACUUAAAAUUGUUGCUAAGGAAGUAUCAGAGAAAGAACAUUCAUACAGAAAAUGAUAUUAUUUUGAGAGCUACAAUGGGAAAUUUGUACCAUCCAGAACAAAUAACCUCCGUCCGAACAUUUCAUUCAGAUGUUGACAUUAUCAACCUCAAAAAUUUAAUGUAUAACAUCAAUUUAAAUUAUGAGAAAAGGGAUGACCCCAAUAAUAAUCAAAAGAUGCAAUCAAAAGAUCAUCAAUCUUUCAAUACAGAGUCUUUCAACAAAUUCGUAUCAAAAUGGAAACAGUAUUCCACUCCAUCUAGGUAUAGAAGCCUGUACAAAUUGGUAGAUGAUAUUUAUUUAAAGCUGGAAGCUAAACUGGAUAGAUACAAUACCAUGUUCCAUCAUGACACUCUCACGUUUCUUUCCAAGAGACAGAAAAAGAUGAAAGAAGAAAAGAAGCAAGUUUGUUCCAUCCUAAUUCACUUAAUAUAUCAAAAUUACGUUGAAGGAAAAGAGGACAUUUCUUCCCUUAAACAGACGAUAAAAAAACGACUCAACCACGAGUUCAUUGCGAACGCUUCCCAAACUCUCCAAUUUUUGAUGAACAACUCAUUGGAGCAGCUAGUUAUUAGUAUUUUGAAAUUGGAGGAACUUAAGAAUGCACAACACAAAAGAAAAACAGAGGAAGAACAGUUCCCAGUUCCUUCAAUAUCUCCCUUACUUCUUAAUUAUUCCAACGAGAAUUUAAUGAGCAUGACAAUGAGAGCAAACAAAGAAUUUCUCAGCCAGCAACUAAAGCCCAUAAUCCAAAGACAGCAUUUACAAGAAUGCAUUGACCAAAUGUUGAAAGAACACCUUACACAUUCGUUGAGAUUUGCUGAUCCCUUUAUCUAUGACAUUCACAAAAACCUACAUGAAUCACAAUAA